Sodiomyces alkalinus F11 is the source of this 552-nucleotide messenger RNA. RefSeq names its product ubiquitin-domain-containing protein. Gene Ontology annotation, biological process: regulation of proteolysis; modification-dependent protein catabolic process; protein neddylation. Bases 1 to 552 code for a protein of 183 amino acids. The transcript is spliced from 6 exons. NCBI's taxonomy places the organism in Eukaryota, Fungi, Ascomycota, Sordariomycetes, Glomerellales, Plectosphaerellaceae. Gene Ontology annotation, cellular component: cytoplasm; nucleus. The record is from RefSeq and is a predicted model, not a curated record. Gene Ontology annotation, molecular function: protein tag activity; ubiquitin protein ligase binding.
AUGAACCUACUGCUCCACCCGGACGUCCUCUCCAAGUUCGGUUUACUUGCCUCGCAGCAAUUAUUACAGUGUAUCGCGUCUCUAUUCUCUAUGAUUUACGGCUCACUCCAGUCAACCCAAUCUCCUGACAUCAUCAUCCACGACGAAAUGCUUAUCAAAGUCCGAACGCUUACGGGCAAGGAAAUUGAGCUCGAUAUCGAGAACGAGUAUAAGGUAUCGCAAAUCAAGGAGAGAGUAGAGGAGAAGGAGGGAAUUCCCCCUGUCCAGCAGCGACUCAUCUAUGGCGGUAAGCAAAUGGUUGAUGACAAGUCGGCAUCUGAGUAUGGACUUGAGGCGGGGGCGACGCUGCACCUAGUCCUUGCCCUACGGGGUGGCUUCACUCUCGACGAUACGGUGUUGCUAGCUUCGAUCGGUGGCAUCACUUGCCAGGCUCAGACACCAGCAUUGCAACCAGUGCUGAUACAUAUGUACGUUGCGUGUCGGCGAGGAGACCACUUUGGCGCGCCUAUGAUCGACAUGCUGCAUGUCUGCCUGCAACUAUCCAUCCCGUGA